UCCUCGCGGGGUGAAGAGAGCGGUGGGUCGAUUCUCUCCAGGGGCAGCAGAGCUCCUGGGAUAGUGAGCUUGGCUGUUGCUCAUUUGCUCGUAAGAGUCUCUUUACACACACUGGGUACCAAUGAACAAUAUUUUCUUGAGGUUGUUUCACCAAUGUCUUUCAUUCUGAAUCUAUUAAGAAACAUGCUGGCAUAUUUUGGUGUUCCCGUAGACCAGGAUUUGCUGAUUUGUGAAAAUAAAAACUAUGGGUCAGCUCGGAGUAUUGUUCGUAUUAUUGGGAGAAUGCUUCCUUUAGAGCCUUGCCGAAGACCUCGUUUUGAGUUGACACCACAUGUGAACUCUAAGGAGUCUGAUGAUUACGAACUUACGGUUCCAUCUUUUGCUGAUGUUUUGUGUGUGGUAAAUGAUGAAGAAGCCAGUUGUCUCAGAUUUCGACAUAAUAUGUGGAAAAAGAAGGAGGAAGGGAAGAUUGCUCCUUUUCAUCCUUCAAAACUACUUUGGGACCCGUCAUCCCCUGCUCUCAGACAGAACAAAACAGUGGCAGGUGACCUGCCUGUAAGCGAAGCUGCAGUGAAGAUAGCUGCCCUGGAGGAUGAGCUGGCCUUGCUCCGGGCUCAGAUUGCUGCCAUUGUGGCCAUGCAGGACCCGAGAGAGCGCAGAGAGACUGGCUUCACUGACUUAAGUGAUGGAACCAGCAUGGAGCAAGUGCCACCAUCAUCAGCGAUCACUGGGCUGAGUAUGGAACCAGACCAUGUUCCAAGUGUGGUGCUUCUUCCUCCUCUUCCUCCUCCUCCUCCUCCUCUUCCUCCUCCUCCAUUUUCUCUGCAGCCUCCAAGUGCUCUUCCCAUGCAACCUGGAUCUGCUAAUUCACGUGACAUAGGUAGUUUGGCUACUGAAGUGAAAAGGCAGCUCUCAGGUGUUAAGAUGACCAAUGAUAGCCAUCAUUCAAACAGCCAGGGAGUCUGUGAUGUUCCAAACAUGUUGGAUGUUCUAAAGGAUAUGCAUAAAGUCAAACUUCGGCCUGUGGAAAGGUCACCAGGUGGUAGACCCAUUCAGAAGAGGAAAAGACAGAGUUCACAAUGGGAUCCAGUGUCUUUAAUAUCUAAUGCCCUGAAGCAGAAGUUUGCAUUUCAAGAUGAUUCCUUUGACAAAGAAAAUAGAUCUUGGGAGUGUUCUCCAUUUUCUAGUCCAGAAACUUCAAGGUUUUGAUGUCACAUUUCUCCAACAGAAAGUCAGCGACCUAAGGGAAGGAGUGAUAAUAUGAAAGCAGUUAUCCAGGGUAUCAGAAGCAAACGCAGUGCUGACACUUGGAAGGACAGAUCCAGAUGUGCCAUGUGGCAUCCUUCACUGCCUGUCAGAGAACUCCCACUUCUGUAAGGGUGAUCAGGCUGUACUCUGGGACCUAUCUUCACCCAGCCCGAGGAAGACACUUAAGAAUACUGCCCCUGGUUUCAAGAUGUGGCAUUUAUCUGCUACUGGAGAGAGUUGGGUGUGUAGAUUCCCCACUUUAUGUGAGUGCUACUGAAAAUGAAUUACAUGGUUCAGUGAGUUUCCUAAAAUUAUGGCUUGCUACUGAGGCUCCUUUCAGUCUUGUGAGUUGUGUGAUACAGUUUAUUUGGCCUUCAGCAACUUGCAGAUUUUUAGUGAGCAGAAUAUGAUGAUUGUUUUUUAUUAAGAUAGUCAUGUUUUUUUAUUAAGAUAGUCAAAGUUUUAGUCAUGUAGGGUUGAACUUUCUAAAACUUCCUGAGGUAAUAAAUUAUUUGACUGUAAAGUACUGCAAGUAGAAAUAGACCCUUGAUAAAUUCCAUCCGCACUGGCUUUGCACACACAGACAGAUGGCUGGUGUGUUCCCUUGAUAAGUUUCAUGCACAUUGGCUUUGUAUACAGACAGCUGGCAUGUUCCCAUUGUUCUUUAUUAUGUUUGCACCCUGUUUUUUGUUUUUGUUUUUUUGUAAGUAUAUUAUAAAAUAAAUGGAUCUUUUGAUCUUG
This is a messenger RNA of Grammomys surdaster, 1989 nucleotides long. It is a transcript of the gene Mtfr2, whose product is annotated as mitochondrial fission regulator 2. The coding region runs from base 154 to 1209 and encodes 351 amino acids. Lineage: Eukaryota; Metazoa; Chordata; Mammalia; Rodentia; Muridae. Gene Ontology annotation, cellular component: mitochondrion. The record is from RefSeq and is a predicted model, not a curated record. Gene Ontology annotation, biological process: aerobic respiration; mitochondrial fission. The transcript has 8 exons.